This is a messenger RNA of Monomorium pharaonis (pharaoh ant), 2798 nucleotides long. It is a transcript of the gene UGP, whose product is annotated as UTP--glucose-1-phosphate uridylyltransferase. The transcript has 10 exons. Gene Ontology annotation, cellular component: cytoplasm. The record is from RefSeq and is a predicted model, not a curated record. The coding region runs from base 874 to 2457 and encodes 527 amino acids. Gene Ontology annotation, biological process: glycogen metabolic process; UDP-alpha-D-glucose metabolic process. Lineage: Eukaryota; Metazoa; Arthropoda; Insecta; Hymenoptera; Formicidae. Gene Ontology annotation, molecular function: UTP:glucose-1-phosphate uridylyltransferase activity.
GUUUCACCAUCAACGUCAAAUGUCCCAGUAUGCAUUGUACGUGCUGCAGAUUUGUAUUGGUUUUCCUUCUUCCGGGCGCGUAAUAAGUAAACUGAUUUCCCCUCGACGUCAGUCGUCUAUUAAACUGACCACUCACGUUCUAGUAAACUUGUCGACUGAGACGUGUACCGUACUGUAUUUGCAACAACCGUUUUGUCAGCUAGAUGUUCCGAUAAACUUGCACGAGCGUGCUUAUGCAAGCGUGUAUGCAACUCAAAAGUAAUCAUGCAAAACAUACACUAAAGAAUUGCUGUUUAACUGAAUAGACAUUUAAAAAAUCUAACAAUAUGAUAAGAGGCGAUUGAAAGACGAUCAUUUUAAAGAAAUAAAAGGAAGUGAACAGAAUUAUCUGCCAAGUAAAAGAUUUGUAAAAAAUAGCAUUAUUAAUAUUAAUUCAAUUCAGGAAUUAUGAAUAUGGAUGGAGCAAUGGAAGAGCGACUUCUAGCUAUAUUUCACUUGGACGUUUCAAUUACUUUUAAAUUGCACCCAUAUAUGUUUGCACAAGCACAAACGCUUAAGCAACAGCCUUUCGAAAGUCCAAGUCUUUCGGAACAUCCCGGAUCACAAAAGACUGCAAAAUAGUUAAAGUUACACACAUGAAAAAGUGCCGAUUGACUUUCGCAAGUUACACAUGACAGGUGUUUAUUUAAACCACCGUGCGACCCGGCUUCGCUCCCGUCCCGGAGCAGGAGCAGAAACAGGAAGAUCCGCGCCCGGAAGAGGCGUCCCGUCUCUCCCGUAUCUCGCCCGUUCGCGUGUGAGGUCACGUGUUUACCCACGCAUUUACGUCGUGUUUGGAAGAGCGCGCCUCGUGCCGCCGCCGAUCCCCGCGCGAUGCCGCAAUGGCAUUCCUCGGUCGCCGAUCGUGCAGCACGCGUGUACAAAGUAUCACACAUGGAGUACUUGUUGCAAGCCCGCGGUCACCAACGCAGCUCUUCAGAUACACAGGCGUUCCGCGAGCGUACGAAGAGAGAUGCGAGAGAUGAGCUGCACCGCGAACUUGAGAAACUGGAGGCGACCGCCCGCGAGAAUAAGAAGACGCUGAUCAAUCGACAGUUUGCCGGAUUUCAACACCUGUUCGAGCGUUUUCUGCAAGAGGAGGGCCCGUCUUUGGAAUGGGAUCAUAUUCAGAAGUUGCCAGAAGAUGCGGUUAAGGAUUACAACUCUUUGCCAUCACCGGAGACGGAAGAAGUGAAGGAGCUGCUGGAUAAGUUGGUUGUGGUCAAAUUGAAUGGUGGUCUCGGAACGAGCAUGGGAUGUCACGGACCGAAAUCCGUGAUUGCUGUGCGGAAUGGACUUACUUUCCUGGAUCUCACUGUUCAGCAAAUUGAGCAUCUAAAUAAAACAUAUAACGCUAACGUGCCACUCAUACUGAUGGAUUCGUUCAACACUGACGAUGAUACGCAACGUAUAAUUAGGAAAUACAAAGGAAUUGAUAUAGACAUCUAUACUUUUAAUCAAAGCUGUUAUCCGCGCAUAAACAGAGAUUCUCUUCUUCCGAUCGCUAAACAUUGUCAAAUUGAUGAGGAUAUAGAAGCUUGGUAUCCACCUGGCCAUGGAGAUUUCUACGAAAGUUUCGAAAAUUCUGGUUUACUAAAAAAAUUUAUUCGUGAGGGUCGCGAAUAUUGUUUUAUUUCGAACAUAGAUAAUCUUGGUGCUACAGUGGACAUAAAAAUCUUGAAGCUAUUGCUAAGUAAAAGACCGGAACCGCCUCUUGAAUUCGUGAUGGAAGUAACCGACAAAACGCGAGCGGACGUCAAGGGUGGCACACUUAUAAAAUACGAAGAUAAACUUCGUCUCCUUGAAAUAGCUCAAGUUCCCAAGGAUCAUAUCGACGACUUUAAGUCUGUGAAGACAUUUAAAUAUUUUAACACCAACAAUCUUUGGAUUAAACUUAGUGCCAUUGAGAGAGUACUUGAUCAAAAAGCAUUGAAUAUGGAAAUUAUUGUAAACAAUAAAACCUUUACUAAUGGUCUAAAUAUAAUACAACUUGAAACCGCUGUUGGAGCCGCUAUGAAAUCAUUCGAAGGCAGUAUUGGCAUAAAUGUACCACGCAGUAGAUUCUUACCCGUGAAAAAGACCUCCGAUCUGAUGCUUGUAAUGAGUAAUUUAUAUACACUGCGCAACGGAUCUCUCAUAAUGAGUCCUCAAAGAAUGUUCCCUACGACACCUCUCAUCAAAUUAGGAGACAAUCACUUUUCAAAAGUGAAAGAGUUUCUGACCAGAUUUCCAACAAUACCAGAUCUCCUCGAAUUGGAUCAUUUAACAGUGUCAGGCGACGUUACCUUUGGAAAAGGAGUAACGCUGAAAGGCACCGUCAUUAUAAUCGCCAAUCACGGUGAACGCAUAGACCUGCCUUCUGGUACCGUUUUAGAAAAUAAAAUUGUGUCGGGUAAUCUACGCAUAUUGGAUCACUAAGUCGCAUUGGUGGGCAAAGGAGCGUCUUGGUUCAUAUCUCACAGAGAGUAAAUGUAAAUGUUUGAGAGAACAGGGUCUGUGCUUUCAGUAAUCAUGUCUUAGCAUAAAUUAACUAGUCAAGCGAUUAAAUUGUACAUAUUUGUAAUGUUAUUUUAGAAAGAAAGGGCCAGAGAUAUAUUUCUAUAAAAACUUUUACUGAAUUGUAUAUAUAAAAAUUUAAUAUAUAAAGAUUAUGAGAUAUCAAGAGAAAUUUAUAAUGUAUAAAGCAUUGUUGUGUAAGCGCGAUGAGAGCUUACAAGCCAUAUUAUAUUAUAAUGAAUAAAUGCUCUUUCAAAUUUUAA